GAAAGAAAGAAAGAUCGAGAAAAAGUAGAAAUGAGUACGUGCAACUACAGCAACAACUACUACUACCCUCCUUACCCUGCUUUGGCGUAUGAUUACCGCUACUGUUGUGCAUAUGCAACACGCACACAUUCUGUGUCUCUAAGCUUUUUGCAUCACCGUCCUCUUUCUCUUUCAUCACCUCACUCUUCCGUAUCCAUCAUCACCAACCUCUCCCUUUUCCAAAACCCUAAUUUCCUCACGGGAAACACUCUCUUCCUUAGGAUGCAGAGAUUUUGCUCUGGGAGUGCGAUGAGUAAGAACAGAGCAAUGGUGGAAAGAUUGCAGCGUUAUGGAGUAAUCAAAUCAAGUAAGGUAGCGGAAGUAAUGGAGAGUGUUGAUAGGGCUUUGUUUGUACCCAAUGGAGCGGAACCUUAUGAUGACACCCCCAUGGCUAUAGGGUACAAUGCUACUAUAUCCGCACCGCAUAUGCAUGCCACGUGCCUUCAGUUGCUGGAGGAUCAUUUGCAGCCUGGGAUGCAUGCUCUUGACAUUGGCUCUGGAACAGGGUAUCUAACUGCGUGCUUUGCCUUGAUGGUUGGACCCCAAGGCCGUGCUGUUGGUGUGGAACAUAUUCCUGAAUUGGUUUCUUUUUCAAUAGAGAAUAUUCAGAAAAGUGCUGCAGCUACACUAUUGAAAGAUGGUUCCCUUUCUGUUCAUGCUGGUGAUGGAAGGCAAGGUUGGCCAGAAUUCGCUCCUUAUGAUGCCAUUCACGUUGGAGCAGCAGCACCAGAAAUUCCCAAACCACUUAUUGACCAGUUGAAGCCUGGAGGUAGAAUGGUGAUUCCUGUUGGAAACAUAUUUCAAGAUUUAAAGGUGGUGGAUAAGAAUUCUGAUGGUUCUAUCAGUGUACGGACUGAGACCUCCGUUCGUUAUGUUCCCCUUACUAGUCGAGAAGCUCAACUGCGAGGAUACUAAAGUGAAGCCGAAAUCCUGAUUUUUGGUGGGCUAAUGCUUCAGAUGUCAGCGGUUGGAACUUGGAUGUAUUAUGUAUACAUAUGCCGUUAGAAUUUGUAUAGUUGAAUUUACCUGAAUUUUGGAAGGUUAACGCUACAGAUAUCACUGGUUUGAACUUGGAUGUACUCCCAUGCUAUUAGAAUUUGUAUAGUAAAAGGUUCAUGUUCUUGUAACAGGAUGGAUUCAUAAUAAUUUUGAUAUUAAAUGUCUGCGACUGUUUUCUGUUUU
Gastrolobium bilobum is the source of this 1221-nucleotide messenger RNA. RefSeq names its product protein-L-isoaspartate O-methyltransferase 1-like. Gene Ontology annotation, biological process: protein modification process. The transcript is spliced from 4 exons. Gene Ontology annotation, cellular component: cytoplasm. The record is from RefSeq and is a predicted model, not a curated record. Bases 31 to 954 code for a protein of 307 amino acids. Gene Ontology annotation, molecular function: protein-L-isoaspartate (D-aspartate) O-methyltransferase activity. NCBI's taxonomy places the organism in Eukaryota, Viridiplantae, Streptophyta, Magnoliopsida, Fabales, Fabaceae.